Molecule: messenger RNA, 4961 nt
Organism: Nothobranchius furzeri (turquoise killifish)
Lineage: Eukaryota; Metazoa; Chordata; Actinopteri; Cyprinodontiformes; Nothobranchiidae
Source: RefSeq, a predicted model, not a curated record
GGCUGAUGCUGUACAAUUGUUGACUAGCCAUCUGCCAUCAAGCUACGAAUCCUGCGUGUGUGUGUGUGUGUUUGUGUGUGUGUGUGUGUGUGUGUGUGUGUGUGUGUGUGUGUGUGUGUGUCUUCUUAAAAGGAAAGAUGAGACGGAAACUAAAGAAAGAGAAACAGUGAGUGAGGUGCAGAUGUCACAGCGCAGCGGCUGGAGCCGGAGGUCCAACAGCAGACUGCUGCUUGAGAGGAGGUGAAUACAUAAAGAACUGGCGACCUCGUUACUUCCUGCUGAAGACAGAUGGCUCUUUCAUCGGCUACAAAGAGAAACCUCAGGAUGCAGACCUGCCCUACCCACUAAACAACUUCUCUGUAGCAAAAUGUCAGUUGAUGAAGACAGAGAGGCCAAAACCCAACACCUUCAUCAUUCGCUGCCUUCAGUGGACCACCGUCAUAGAAAGGACCUUCCACGUGGACACACCUGAUGAAAGAGAUGAGUGGACAGAGGCCAUCCAGAUGGUGGCCGACAAACUGCAGAGACAAGAGGAGGAGCGGAUCAAGUGCAACCCCACCUCCAACAUCGACAACAUGGUCGAAGAGGAGAUGGACAUCUCCACCACGCACCACAAACGCAAGACAAUGAGUGACUUUGACUAUCUGAAGCUGCUGGGAAAAGGAACAUUUGGUAAAGUGAUUCUUGUCCGGGAAAAAGCCAGCGGGAAAUAUUACGCCAUGAAAAUCCUUAAAAAAGAAGUCAUCAUCGCCAAGGAUGAGGUGGCCCACACACUCACAGAGAGCAGAGUUCUGAAAAACACCAGACAUCCUUUUCUCACUUCUUUGAAGUAUUCAUUCCAGACAAAAGACCGUCUCUGUUUUGUUAUGGAGUACGUGAAUGGAGGCGAGCUGUUUUUCCAUUUGUCCAGAGAGCGAGUGUUUUCGGAAGAGCGCACGCGCUUCUACGGCGCAGAGAUCGUCUCAGCCCUCGACUACCUGCAUUCAGCCAAGAUAGUGUACCGGGACCUCAAGUUAGAGAACCUGAUGCUGGACAAAGACGGCCAUAUGAAGAUCACUGAUUUUGGACUCUGCAAGGAGGGCAUCACUGAUGCUGCAACCAUGAAGACCUUCUGUGGGACGCCAGAAUACCUUGCACCUGAGGUCCUGGAGGACAACGACUACGGUCGGGCCGUGGACUGGUGGGGUUUAGGGGUUGUGACGUAUGAGAUGAUGUGUGGCCGACUGCCGUUUUACAACCAGGACCACGAAAAGCUGUUUGAGCUCAUCCUCAUGGAGGACAUCAAGUUCCCACGCACUUUGUCAGCCGAUGCCAAGUCGCUGCUGUCCGGCCUGCUCAUCAAAGACCCAAAUAAAAGGCUUGGGGGAGGGCCAGAUGAUGCUAAAGAGAUAAUGAGACACAGCUUCUUCACUGGCGUAGACUGGCUGGAUGUUUACGAUAAAAAGCUCAUCCCCCCCUUCAAGCCUCAGGUCACGUCGGAGACCGACACCAGGUACUUUGACGAGGAAUUCACAGCUCAGACCAUCACAAUCACUCCACCAGAGAAAUUUGACGAGGACGGGAUGGAUUGUCUGGACAAUGAGAGGCGGCCCCACUUCCCACAGUUCUCCUACUCCGCCAGCGGGCGAGAAUGAACUGUCCAUCAUGGUGACACCAUCACAGCUGGUCUCUGAGGUCAUCAGAGCGGGACACAAAGACCCACGGCUUUGGAUCGACCCAGACUUGAAGGAUUUUGUCCUUUUCCUCCAUUCCUUCUCUUUUCACCUCUCCAGUCUCCAUCUUUAUUUAUUUAUUUAUUUGCUAGUAUUUUUGUUUCUCCCUUCAGAGACUAAAUAAUAAUCGGUCUAAUCUCACACCACGGGCCCAGGCAUGUUUGUCUAACCGUGACAAGAUCUGUUGCUAUUUAAUGACCCUUUAACGGCAGGAGCUUCACCAGCAGCCUGCUGCUGUGCUCUGAUGUAUGUUCGUCUUCCCAAACCUUUAAAAGAGAAAACCCCAAACACCUCUGAAGCAGUUCGAUAUUAGCCGGUGCAUUUUUACGUAGGUGUUUUUGUAGUUUCUUAUCUAUCUGUGAGACAGAGAUACAGCGUUUUAAGUCGUUUUAACCCAAACUGCCAUUGCAGGUUGUAUCUCAGGCUUUUGCAAACACAGACUCCAAAUCCUCAGCUCAGUGAUUCUGGGAUUGAUUGAGCACCUGUGAUCAGAAAACUCCACUCCUCAUGUGGUCAAGCAGGAUUUGACUCAGGUGUUGCUCAGGCAUUGUUGUUGCUGCUAUUCCAACUACAACCACAACUACUACAGGUAUGACUACUACUACUACUGCUCUUCUACUGCUACUAGUAAAAUCCGGUGCUACACUGUUGGCUAAAUGCUGCGAGUCAUUAGCGCCAGUGAACUUCCUGUAUCGACAUCUACGCUAGCACAGCUGCAGAAUGGCUGCUACUUUAAUGUACAGCUCCUACGCGUCGCCCCUGAAGUCAACAUAUCACGUGUGUUUGUGUGUGUAAGGUCCAGUCACGGGUUUGACGGACAACACACCUCACAGCACAGCAGCUCCCACAGAUGAGGCUCCCAAAGAAACGAGCUUUAAUACAUUACCCACAGUGCAGUGCAAGGUGGUCGAAGAUCGGUCGGCAAAGGUGAAAAUAUGAAUGUUCUCCCCGCUUUUUAAAAUUUUUUAUUAAUUUUUUUGUCCCAAAAAGGGAAAUUGAAAGGGUACCUUGUACAAAAAGCUUUACUGUGACAUAUUAUCACAGCGGGAAUCCACACGGCCGUACCUCCCUGUGUCUGUGCAGGAAAGGAAGCUGAACGGGGAGUUGGGAAUGUCGGGGAGGGUUACUGGUCACGAGAGGAGCGUCCAGAAAAGAUGCAAUAUUAGAUGUUUAUAAUGUGAUGAAUGACGAUGUACUGGUGAGCAGUAAGCUGACGAGUUACAUCUCCGGUUUUCUGCAAGUUUCUUAAGAAAGUUUAAAAAUCUAAAGAAAAAAACGUCUGUGAGGAAGUAAAGGGUUUACAAGAACCACAGCUAAGGCUAUAUAUGUUUUAUUUAUUGCUCCUCACAAUGGUUUUAUAUUUUACCUUUUCUACUGUUAUUACAUUAUUUAAAAAAAUUAUUUCUAAUGUUUUGAGAGAGGAAAAAAUGCACCUCAAGAAACAAAAAUGGCUGAAGAAUGUAGGGAAAGCAGAUAGCCUUCCUGCUCCACCGUUUAGGUUUUGAUUUUGUGUGACCAAAAUGGGACUGGGAAGUGACAGGACACAUUAAAGAUGGCGGAUCUGGAUCCUAAUCAUGUUGCUGCAGCAGAGUUGAAAGAAAAUGGAGACGUGAAAGUUGAGCAGAAAGAAAACGAGUAAAGCACAAAAAUGGGAGUGCGAAGGAGAGAUUAGAGGAGUAAGUGUUAGAGUUAGAAGUGUGUGGAGAAGAGGGGUGAAGAAAGUCAUCAGAUUAAAAUCUGCCGCUUUUAACGUGUGCCGUCAUUUCUCCGGUCUGGACUUUUAUUUUUACUUUUUUGCAUUGUCAUGUCUUCCAGUAAGACCGUUAAGAUUUAAAAACAGUCCCCUCAAGUUCUCUGUCUUCAACCGCCGGGUAAGCCGUACGGUUUUGCUCAGAAUAGAGAUGUUUUAAAACCACAGCACAACUUCAUGUAAGAAAAAAUGUCUGUCGUUUGGAAAACUCUUUCUGGGGGCUGAUGCAGCUAGAAAGAGGGCAUUGGGGGAUGUGUUUUUAUUAGGUACCAAAUAUGUACUCGAGUAUAUUUAUUUAAAUGUUUUUAACUUUUAUCAUCGAAGAAUAACUAGAAUUUAUUUUCUAUGUAAUUUAUUUGUUGUUUUUUUGUUUGUUUUGCUGUUUCGCAGCGGUCAUUUCGUUCUAAAACUUUUUUCAUUACAGAUGUCUUAAACAACCUAGUACCCAUUUUUCUGCUGCUCUUAAGUCCACAUGCUUCACCGUGGCACAACCAUUAAACUACUAAUCGCAACGCUUUAUGGCAGAAAAAAAAAGGAUGGCGCUGGCCUGCAUGCUGUAGUCCUCCUCUGUCUGCACCGCCUGUCUCGAGUCAAAGUGGCACUCAGAACUCUGAUGAAAAAUACUUCUCUGUGAUCGACUGAGUCUGUCUGACUCCUCUGAAGCAGCGGGAAAAGUUCUAAAUGAGGCCAAAUCCCACCCAACUGGCACCCCUGACAGGCUCAAGAAAGUGCUCGCAAGUAUUUGGAAGGAUUUCAGCUUUGAUCUGACCCGGUUCUGCGGGUGGCGGAGGAGUUCUAGCUGUAUGCGCACGUGUAACGCCAAAAAUCAUUAGGAACCAGAGUUCAUAAAACAGCUUUGUAGUUUCGAACACAGCACUUUUCACACCCAUCACUUUUGAUAUGGUUCAGUCGAAUCCAGUUCAGCCCUGCUUAAAAGAAAAUAUUUUUAGCUUUUUUAUUUACGUUUUGUAAGAAAGACUUUUAACUAUAGAGAAAUGCCCUCCGCUAAGCUUUGAUGCUGCUCUGAUGUGUAGAUUUGACAAGAUAUGGAUGAAGUGUCGAGCCUCGUCUACUGUAAAACAGCAAGGUUUUUAAACUAAAGCGAUACUGUAACCCAUCAAUCAUUGCGCCAAUCUGUGGUUUAAAAGGUUUCCCCUCCAACGACAUUUGGGAUUCAGAGCUGUUGAAGAUCUGCAGAUGUUAGGAGGAGGAGAUGGUGAGGCUGUCUGAUUUUCUGUGGAAGUCCCUCCAGGAUCUGAGACAGUAUUUAGGAAAACUCAGAGGAAUCCCAGAGAAGUUCAGCCUUUUCCUGUCCUUCAUGCUGUGAGGAUGCACUGGCCUGAGAGGCCACGAGGAUGUGAAAACAACAGAUUACCAUCAACAUGGAGCUGUUUUUUACACUGUACAUCCUUAGUAUUUUUACACAUCAAACGUAUGAUAGGGAUGCACAUUAUUUUCCUUCUUACGGACAGCUUCAAUAAAGCAUUAUGUCAAUCUGC